Pyrenophora tritici-repentis Pt-1C-BFP is the source of this 1169-nucleotide messenger RNA. RefSeq names its product Yip1 domain containing family. Gene Ontology annotation, biological process: vesicle-mediated transport. Gene Ontology annotation, molecular function: small GTPase binding. Gene Ontology annotation, cellular component: membrane; Golgi apparatus. Lineage: Eukaryota; Fungi; Ascomycota; Dothideomycetes; Pleosporales; Pleosporaceae. The record is from RefSeq and is a predicted model, not a curated record.
GCUUCACCAUGGCGAACAGAGGCUAUGAUGUAGUUGUGGACGUCGACCAAGAGGGCGACCUAGGCCAUACUGAUCUCCAAGAAGAUCUCGAAUUCCACAGUUCGAACUUCGACACGCAACCCACCCCACGCUCCGGCGGCAACAACAACUCGAAAAUCCAACCCGACUCCGCCUCUGCAUCCUUCCUCCCCGGCCCCGCUACAGCCAGCACCUCAGGCGGUGGUAAUGGCGGCGGCGGCAGCUCACGAAAACACUACCUUUGGUCCCUAAACUUCUAUGCCCAAGCCUUCGACGUCGACACAAACGAAGUCCUCCGCCGCUGCACCAGCACCCUGUACCCGCGCGCGAAUUUCCUCGACGUACUAGAAGGAAACCCAGACCUCUACGGCCCCGUGUGGAUCGCCACAACGGUGAUUGUGAUAUUAUUCCUCACGGGGACGAUAAAUCAGUAUCUGGCACGUAAAGGCGAAGAGCACUUUGCGUAUGAUUUUAAGCUGUUGAGUGGAGCCGCGGGAUUGGUGUAUGGGUAUACGGCGUUUGUGCCCGUGGGGCUGUGGGGCGUGUUGAAGUGGUAUGGGAGUGAGAGUGCGAAUUUGUUGGAAUGUUGUUGUCUUUAUGGGUAUGCGAAUUUGGUUUGGAUUGCGGUUAGUUUGGUGGCUUGGAGUCCGUGGUGGAUCGUCAACUACACCGUCGUCGCCCUCGGUCUCGCGGCAAGCGCCUUCUUCCUCCUACGCAACUUGUACCCCGUGCUCAGCACCACGGAGGCGAAAACGAGUAAGAUUCUGCUCAUCGUCGUCCUGGUCCUACAUGCUGGCUUCGCAAUUGCUAUCAAGGUGCUUUUCUUCGCGGCCACGAGUCCCGUGGGACCGAAGACUGGGGAUAAGGGCGCGGGCACUGGUGGUGAUGAGGCAAAGGGCAGUAUGCUGAGGAUGUUGUUGCGGUGAGAUGGGUGGCAUGUAUGGACUCCUGUCUUGACAUGUGUGUGGAGUGUGAAGAUGGGUUAGUGGGCUAUUUGCGUGACGCUUUGCUACUGCUGUGUUUGGCAGCGCGGUGUAUGGGUUUGGGUUUGGGUAUGGUAUUACUUGGAUAAUUCUACCGAGACCUCUUCUUUUAUCUUGUUUCACAUUCGAACAUGGGAAUGCAUCUAGAUUUUCUUGAGGGGAGUUUCA